AUGGCUGCGCGAACCGAGGAUGACUGGGGCGAAAUGGUCCUUCCGGGUGUUUUUAUGCUGCGGCGGAAAACAGCUCCCCUUGAAAAGAGAAUAGUUGGCCUCUCUGCGGGUAGUACUCAGUUUGAGAUCCUUCUUCACGAGAUCGAAGUCAUCGAAACGCAUAUCGACAAGUUGAAAAAAAGCAAUGCUGAAAUUCGUGAGUAUCUAAAGGAGGCGGAAUGCAGAAAAGAAAAUCUUGCUAUUUCCUGUACUUCUGGAGGUGACAUUUCUGUGUGUGAGCCGGAGAAUGAUGACGGCGUCUUUGAGGAUGCUAUAGCUGAAAAUGAAGCACUCAUAUCAUGCAAGGAGAAAGAAUUAGCCGAAUUGAGUCGAUUGAUACAGAGCAAUCGUUGUGCCUGUAGCUACAAUUCGGGGAAGAUAACAGAUGCGGAGAUUCCCGUCACGGAUGAUACAGGGAGAACUGAUACGGUAGAGAACGUGAUGGAAGAAGAGGAGGAUGAGGAGGAGGAGGAGGAAGGAUGUGAGGAAGAUAUGUCUAAUGCGCGCUUUUGUCUUUGA
Messenger RNA from Trypanosoma grayi, 558 nucleotides. RefSeq lists its product as hypothetical. Lineage: Eukaryota; Euglenozoa; Kinetoplastea; Trypanosomatida; Trypanosomatidae. The record is from RefSeq and is a predicted model, not a curated record. The transcript has a single exon. The coding region runs from base 1 to 558 and encodes 185 amino acids.